Molecule: messenger RNA, 882 nt
Organism: Fusarium sp. VM40
Lineage: Eukaryota; Fungi; Ascomycota; Sordariomycetes; Hypocreales; Nectriaceae
Source: the annotation of a GenBank genome assembly
AUGGAAGAGAUUCCACCCCGAGACUAUUAUGAUCCACUGCCAGAGGGUCAAAUCCGCUUGGUUGAGUUGCGCCCUUCAGCCGGGGUUCCUGAUCCUCUAGUCGCAGAUCUACAGGUGGUAGAAUUCGAUGAGACAGGUCAGAAUCACCCCCAAUAUAUUGCCUUAUCCUACGGCCAUGAAUACCAGCAGCUCUCGAGACCACUCAUACUGAACGGAGCCCCUACACAAAUCACAGUCAAUCUCGAUCUUGCGCUGCGGACACUGCGCUCAAAAAAAUAUGUCGUCACCAUCUGGGUAGAUGCUUUAUGUAUCAAUGCUCGCGACGCUGCUGAAAAGAGUAGGUACAUCAGUCUCCGAACCCAAAUAUUCCGAUAUGCUACACGUGUAGAAGUCCACCUGGGUGAGACGACAAUCAAUGAAGGGGUAUUCUCCAGGCGUUUAGAAAUGCUUUGGGAUUCAACAUCCUUCGUGUUCACUGACAAGGACGAUCGGAUGUGGCAGAAAAUUCGCUCUACUCUCGCGAAAUUUGAGAACAUUCCAGACCAUAAAAUAUUGGGUUCAAAUGACGAGAGCCGGUGCGUCGUGGCUCUGCUAAUGGCACUCUGUCGACCACAAAUAUUAGACCGGCUGAAGACCACCAAGUUAUUCAGCCCGCCACCCCAGGAGGAACAAAGAUACCUCAAUAAGCAGCGAGCUCUCUUUGAGUCGCUCCGCGCGUUCAGCGUUGCUUCUUGGUGGAAUCGUACGUCAAUCAUCCAAGAAGUUAGCGUAGCUCGCGUGCUAUACUUUGUAUACAGGAGACAUCACAUUCCAUUUAAAUUUCUGCGAGGAUUUCUCGAAAUGGACGACAAUAUACACCAAUACCUGGCUGCAGAAAACUAG